Messenger RNA from Cotesia glomerata, 1304 nucleotides. Its product is annotated as lipase 1-like. The transcript is spliced from 8 exons. Bases 70 to 1233 code for a protein of 387 amino acids. The record is from RefSeq and is a predicted model, not a curated record. Lineage: Eukaryota; Metazoa; Arthropoda; Insecta; Hymenoptera; Braconidae. Gene Ontology annotation, molecular function: hydrolase activity, acting on ester bonds.
AGUCAAACUAGUAAUUAACACACAAAUGAAUUAAAAUUGUUAUCGCACUGUGAUAAUUAUGAAUAAUCGAUGCUACCGCGAAACGUUUAUGUAAUUUUUCUUUCUCUUCUUGGCUUUUCAACAAACGAUGUUUUCGAGUCAUGGCCUACAACAAAAUUAAUAGAACGCGAUGGAUAUUACGGAGAGACGCAUAAUGUUACUACGGAAGACGGGUUUAUUUUGAGUUUACACAGGAUCCCGGGGAAAUUAAAUUCUACUCCGGUAUUGCUAAUACAUGGUUUGCUUUGUACUUCAGCUUUAUGGGUUGUUUUAGGAAAAGAAAAAUCAUUGGCGUAUUUAUUAGCCGAUGAAGGAUAUGACGUUUGGCUAGCAAAUUCUCGAGGGAGUUCUUAUUCAAUGUCCCAUGUUAAUUUAACUACUGAUGAUUUUGAAUUUUGGGAUUUUAGUUACAAUGAAAUGGGUAUUUACGAUUUACCAGCUAUGAUCGAUUAUAUUACGUCAAUAGUAAAUGAUAAAAUAAUAAUUAUUGGACACUCGCAAGGUACUAUGCAAAGUUUUAUAAUGGAAUCUGAACGACCAGAAAUGACUGAAAAAAUCAAAGGAUUAAUUUGUCUUGCGCCAAUUGCAUUUCUGGGACAUGUAGAGUGGCGUAUAAAAAAUAUCGGGCCAGUACUAGCUAAAAUUGCUAAUUUUUUUAGAAAUUUUGGUCUUCUAAAUAGCUUUGGAGUUCAAACGCUGGCAUUUAAAACCAUUUUAUCUUUUGGUUGCAAAUUAUUUAAAAUCCAAAACUAUUUUUGUCAAAAUAUUUAUUAUUCAAUUAUUGGGUUUGAAGAUCACCAAUUCAAUAGCACUCUUUUAAAUCCAAUUUUGGAUAAUUAUCCAGCUGGAACAUCAUUCAAAAAUUUAAUACAUUUUUCGCAAGACGUUGAAUUUAAUGUCUUCGCAAAAUACGAUUACGGUGAAGGAGAGAAUUUAAAAAUUUACAAUUCGUCUAAACCACCUGACUAUGAUUUAUCGAAAGUUACCUCUCCAACUGCUUUGAUUUAUUCAAAGGCUGAUUGGUAUUCAAACCCUACGGAUGUGGAAGCGCUUAUUGAUGUGUUACCAAAUAUAAUCGAUGUAUACGUUGUAGAUCAUCCAAAAUUUACCCAUAUGGAUUUUUUGUGGGCUAUCGAUGCUAAAUCGCUACUGUAUGAUCAUGUCAUUGAUCUUGUGAAGAAAUUCAGCAAUUAAGAUCUCGAAAAUAAUGAUAAUUUUAAUGGUAUUUGAAAAAAAAAUCUUAAAGUAUAAACAUAAAGGAGAAA